AUGCGUCGUAGUAGCAGCAGCGCCGUUGCUUUUGAAGCCGUUGUUACCGCAAGAAAACUGCAGCGCCACGACCGCCGCAACUCUACGAUAGCCGGCGCCAAACUGUGCCGCACGCCCUCCCGCCCGUGGUUAAGCCUCGGUCGCCGUCUCGUCGAGGGCGGCCCACGGCGGCGUGUGCCCUCUAGGCAUCCAAGACCCGGCACACACACACACAAGGCAAACACAUGCACAUCGCUGGCACCGCUUUGCGAACCGUCAAGUGGCUCUGUCCUUACAGACGAGGUUUCCGAGCCUUGCAAUGCGACGCGGGACACUGUGUGCCAUUGUAAGGAGGGCAGCCAGCGACCUGCACCUUCUCAGCACUGCGAACCUUCAGGCCUGGCAGGGGGAACGGUUGUGGCCAUCGUCUUGGGGAUUCUGUUCCCUCUCGUCGCCUCGGUGGGAGCCGCCGUGUAUUGUCACCGGAGGAGGCCGCGUCGUGCGGUCGAUCGGGACGUGGAGUUUGCUGAGCCUCUCGUCGACGACAAGCCACUGCGGGAGUACCUCGACUACCUCCGGCACCACACCGCCAACAUUUUGGACUACAACGCGCGGCCCGGCGAGGUGGUGCUGCUGAGCAACAGAUUCGUGCAGCCCAUCAUCGUGGCCUACCACCGCGCCGACGAGAAACGCCAGCACGAGUUCAUAUCGCGCGGCAAGCGGCACGCGGACAUCAUCGCGGCCCUCAGAGAGGAGGGGUUCACCUUCGGCAAGCUCUUCCAUCCCGUCGGCGAGGGGACAGAGCUGCCAAAACUUGUCGUCCUGGUCGGCGUUCCGGGCAUCGGCAAGACUACCAUGGCCCAGAUGAUUGUGAACAAACUGGCGUCUGGCGAGCGGCUCUUCCGCGCGGACUUCCGCGUCGUCGUCUACAUUCAGUUCAGGGAGGUGAAUGGAUACCCCGACUCUCUGUCACUCCGGGACCUCUUCAGAUUGCACCACAAGAGCCUGGGCAACGUUGCCGACCGGGUGUUCGCGAACCCUGAGAAGGUACUGCUGGUCCUGGACGGGCUCGACGAGUUCCAGAAGCCCCUGGACCUGGCGAAUGCGUGCAGCGACCCGGACAAGACGGCGAGCAAGGAGGCCAUCUUUGCCGGGCUGGUGACGAGGAAGAUGCUCAUGGGCGCGUCGAUGCUGCUCACGACUCGGCCGAUCGCUCUGGAGCGCCUGGGCGGAAUCCAAGUGGACCGCUUUUCCGAAAUCACUGGGUUUUCACGGCAAGAGAUCAAGGACUACGUCGUCAAGUUGUCCGACAGCGAAGAGCAGGGGCAGAGACUGUACGACAACCUGGAGAGUUGUGAAAACCUUUUCCACUUUUGCUAUAUCCCCGCGUUUUGCCACAUCGCCGGCAAGGUGGUCAAGUCGUACCUGGAACGGGAGCAGGUCGAUGCCUCUGCAGGUUUUGCCGCGGCCACCACCAUGACCGACCUCUUCUCCAAGUAUCUGUACGUGCUCGUGGCCCAUCACAGUCCCAACACCGACAACCUGGGGACGGCCGUAGGCUCGCUCGCCAACAUGGCCUUCUGCGGCAUAAAGGAGAACAUCCAAAUGUUCACGGACAAGGACCUGAAGCGUUUCGACAUCGAUCUCAAUGCCGUGGAGAUUCAGAAGGGCACGUUCCUGGGCGAAGUGUUCAAGAGCGAAGCUGUGAAGGCGGUGAAACUCUACACGUUUUUCCACCUGACGAUCCAGGAGUACUUUGCGUCGCUUGCGGUCUACCUCUCGGACCGGAAUACCGGACACAGCCCCACUGUCGCGGAAGUCAUAGCGGCCAUCGAGAACUGCGAGGACGGCCGCUACGACAUCUUCCAGAGGUUCUUCGCCGGCCUGGCAUCGCCGCACUCCUGGCAGAUCCUCGAAGCUUGCCUGGGCUCGCCGAGGAACAGCUGCCAGCAGCAGAUCAUCGAGUGGCUCCGGCGCAGCGUGGCCAAACUCGCGGACCGCACGCAAGGUGCCAGCGUGCCCACGACAGUCAAGAACAGUCUCGUCAGUCUCCUGCACUGCCUCCACGAGCUGCACCACGACGACACCGUGCGCGGCAUAAUGGAGAUGGUGGCGGAGGUGGACCUGUCUGGCGUGAGGCUGUCCCCGCCAGACUGUGCCGCUCUGUCGUACGUCCUGCAGAGUAAAGCCGGACCCCUGGAGCUCCUCAACCUGGAGGACUGCGGGAUGACGGAGGAGGAGGUUAAACGACUGCAGCCCGCCCUCGCCUCCUGUAAAGUGGUCAGGUGCGGAGGCAAUGACCUGAAUGACGCUGGCGUCGCGCUGCUGCUGAACAAAGAUGCAAAGCAAAGCCAUCUGGAAGAGCUGCACCUGUGGAGGUGUUCGUUGAAGGAAAGCUCUGGCGCCAUCAUCCGAGACAUAGUCACGCACAUCCGGAGCCUGAAGACGCUGGUCCUCAACGAGAAUGAGAUCGGAGAUGGAGGCGCCAAGGCAUUGGCCGAGGCGUUGAAGGAGAGACGCGGCGGCUGCUUGGAAGUACUGAGGCUCGAAUGCUGCUCCCUGACGGAGGUGUCGGGGUCGUCGCUCCGUGACAUCGUACGCGUCUGCGAGCGCUUGAGAGUGCUCGGGCUGGAAGACAACGAGCUUGGAGACCACGGAGUGACGGUCUUAGCGGAGGGCAUCAAACAAGGAGGAGGAGGCCAGAGCUUAGAGGAGUUGCUUCUGGCCCGAUGUUCACUGACGGACGAGUCGGCGCCAGCGCUGCGUGACAUCAUAACCGCCGCCAGCGGUCUUAAAAAGCUAAUGCUGGGCGACAACAAUUUUGGCGAGGCAGCGAAGCGGAGCCUCGCGUCGGCGCGGUCGGAUAUCCUCGUCGACUUCGAGGACUGACGGCGGAGCCUCAGAGCCGGGCCUCCUCGUCCCACCCCCCCCCACCCCUCCAACCGCCGCCACCUGCGAGUCGCCGUCCUUUAGUUUGUUCGUUCGUACGGCCGAUGUAGACGCGGAGUGGCGACUGCAAUUUCACAUUCUCAACUUAAAAAAUAAAAUACACUUUUUGGAUUAGUUUAACAACGUAGUGGGCUUUUCGCGAGCGAUAUCAUCCAUAAUAACAGGGUUUUUUUCUGGGUUACAUCACGCGAAUAUAUAAAUGUUGCGUUGUUAAACCCGCCACCACC
This is a messenger RNA of Petromyzon marinus (sea lamprey), 3155 nucleotides long. NCBI's taxonomy places the organism in Eukaryota, Metazoa, Chordata, Hyperoartia, Petromyzontiformes, Petromyzontidae. The record is from RefSeq and is a predicted model, not a curated record.